GCACGUUUGCUGAAUACACGCUGGAAACUGAAAACCCGAAUUGAGAAAUUCAGCUUCUCAGCCUCAGGCAAAAAUGAAAACAUUGAUUAACAAUAAGAAUCGACAGGUUGUUUUCUGAAAAUUGCAAAAAUAUUGAGUUUCUGAUCCUUUUUCUAUUUUUGAUAAGAAUAAUUAUUUCCGCUGAACUUUUUCCAGAAAAUCAAGUGGUUUCAAAUGAACAUGCAUGAUGUUUGGCAAACUAGCAGCACUGUUACAGCUUAAGGGUCAUCAACUGCCAUAAACAUAUGAACUUUAAAACCCAAAGAAAAAAAAACAUAUAAACAGGCGGCACUUAUUUAUGUUCUGGAAUAGUUACAGUAAAAGCUAAGCAAUGGUUACAAGUUAUGAAAGUCAACAAGAAUUUUUGAUGGAUUACCCAUUCUUGCUAAAAACCGGAGAAUAUCAAUUUAUUGGUUGUUUUGAAGGCGGUUUCAGUAUUCACCUUGAGCUGCCAGCAUUCCCCAAACUAAAUGAAAUGGGAAUAAUAGUAUCAUACAACGAAAAACAAAUAGACAUCGAUUACCAACCACAAGAUACACUGCACGAUAUGAUGGAAAAUGUUAUGAAACAAUGUUCUAAGCACAAAACCCGAGUAACAAAAGUAAACAUUUCUAGCAUGAAUAUGAUUUCGCUUACAAUGGAUCAACUAGAUUUAAUCCAGAAUGAGCAAAAUUGUAAAAUUUGGAGCGACUGCAAUUUCUCUAGGAUUAAAUUUUCCCACUUCAAAUCUAAUGAUGCCAAUUUCAUUGAACUCUUCCGUAGUAACGGUGCUGAUUAUAAAGUUAUAUCACAUUCGUUACCUGAACUAGGUACAUUGGGGGAGGUUUUCAAGCGACAUGCUUCUCUGAGUGUUCAUUGUGCUUCUUUCGUACAAAUUUUGGAACAAUUAGAAGAAUUUUACAGUAAUCUUCACACAUUGGACGAGUUAUGUUUCGUUGUCAGUCCUUCAAGAAUAGAUACACGAACUAAUUGGCGAAUCAUCAAGUACAACAAAAAAGUAUUUUUGAAAAUUACAAUUCAUCCGCUGCAGCCUUCCUCAGUAAUUGUUGCCUUCAUCGGACCUACUCAUGAAAUCGAAGAUUUGCGUAAAAAGUAUGAUAGCAAAUUGGAAGAUUGGGAUCAAAGUACCAACGUGUACACAAAUUUGUUGAGAAUCUUCGAGAUAAUGUCAUUUCCGAUGCGAUACGCACAAACCGAUGAACAUGAUAUCUGCGGAAUUUGCAUGACCUCGAAAGACGAUUCUGAGGUCAUUCCUCUUAUAUCAUGCGAUAAUGAUAAAUGUAUGCUUAUAUUUCAUUUUAGUUGUUUGAAGCAGUGGUUUUCCUCUUUGAAAGAUAGUAGAACCUUUUUCGCUAUAUCGAUUGGAAAAUGCCCCUACUGCAAGCAAAAGGUUUCCUCUAGUUUCGAUGAACUCAUUGAUCAUCAAUGUCGUGAACGACCAGACAUUCACACCAAAAUAGCCGUUUUCUUUUGA
This is a messenger RNA of Uranotaenia lowii, 1513 nucleotides long. RefSeq lists its product as uncharacterized. The coding region runs from base 371 to 1513 and encodes 380 amino acids. Gene Ontology annotation, biological process: interstrand cross-link repair; protein monoubiquitination. Gene Ontology annotation, molecular function: ubiquitin protein ligase activity. The transcript has 3 exons. NCBI's taxonomy places the organism in Eukaryota, Metazoa, Arthropoda, Insecta, Diptera, Culicidae. The record is from RefSeq and is a predicted model, not a curated record. Gene Ontology annotation, cellular component: nucleus; Fanconi anaemia nuclear complex.